AUGGCGAACGGCUGGAGCAUUUUCAUCGGUCUUUUCAUCGUCGGCGCCAUGUGCGCAGGCGCCUGGUUCUUUGCGCCAAAGGGCGAGAACCAAGUAUUAUGGAGAUCGUCGCUCAUUCUCGCUUUCGUCAGCUGCUACAUGAUGUGGGCGAUAACCUUCCUCGCACAGCUUCACCCUUUGAUCGAGCCGAGACGAUCCGACCUGCGUAAAGCGUACAUCCACGAAUGA
This is a messenger RNA of Pyricularia oryzae 70-15, 228 nucleotides long. RefSeq lists its product as uncharacterized. The transcript has 3 exons. Gene Ontology annotation, cellular component: vacuolar proton-transporting V-type ATPase, V0 domain. Lineage: Eukaryota; Fungi; Ascomycota; Sordariomycetes; Magnaporthales; Pyriculariaceae. Gene Ontology annotation, biological process: proton transmembrane transport; vacuolar acidification. Gene Ontology annotation, molecular function: proton-transporting ATPase activity, rotational mechanism. Bases 1 to 228 code for a protein of 75 amino acids. The record is from RefSeq and is a predicted model, not a curated record.